GUCACAAUGGGCAAGAACAUAAGAGCAUCUCUAGUGGCUUGUGUAUCUCAUAGUCUAUGUCAAAUAUAGACCAUCAGAGGCCAAAAAAUGUGUCCAGCGGCUUGUGUAUGUGCUAGUCUAAAUUUUAGACAUCCACCCGAAUCGCUACGCAUUGUCCAUAUUUAGACGACGGAGCGAGGACGUCCAAACAGAGCUGCCCCUUCGCGAGCUCGCUCCCUCGCCGAUCUGGAGAAGUUGGAGACAAGAAGACGGCCACGCCACUGCCCCGAGGAGCUCGCCGUCGCUGAGAUGGAAAACUCAUAUGAGUUGGACUCACAGAUCAACAACUCCUCAUUUCUGGACAUGAUGAAUGUAGGAUCGAGUGACACAAAUUGUUAUGGAACAGCAGAUUGUAGCCCACUUGCGGAACAAGUGACGAUGCCUCCACAAAAGGGGGGAAAAUCUGCGAAACCAAAAUCAGCAAAAGGAGCCUCCACAAAAGGGAAAAAUUGGUCAACUGCUGAGGACUUGGUGUUGAUUCAAGCAUGGGCAAACACUAGUCUGGAUGCGGUGACCGGGACCGAUCAGAAUUCAAGUACAUAUUGGGCACUCACGAGCAAGUUCUGUGCAUGUAUUCAACAGAUAUUAAAUAGAAAUUGCAGCGGAAUGACUCUCUCUAAUAAGGAAAGAGAUGCACACCGCAUGUACAUUGAACUGGAUGAGAAAAAGAAGCCAUUUACAUUAAUGCAUUGCUACAUAGAGUUUGAGAAGUAUUCAAAGUGGCAGACACGUCCGCUUCCUCAUAAGAAACAAAAGAAGACCUCGGAUGCAAGUCCGGGUACAACCUCCAACGAUGAAGACUUCGGCGCAUGCACUGAUGCUCUUGAAGAAGAGCUAAGACCUCCUGGUACGAAGCAUGACAAGAAUGAACGUUUGAGGAAAGGUAAAACUUCUGAAUCCAAUGAUAGUGGUUGCAAGUUAUCAUUAGAAAGUGUGUGGGCACAGAAGAUAAAGAAGGAUGAUAUCAAAGAGGCCACUACGCGAGAGCUUUUGAAUUGCAAGAGAAGCAGAUUGCAUUGCAAGAGAAGGAGGAUGCACGGAAACAGUUUGAAUUAG
Messenger RNA from Triticum aestivum (bread wheat), 1095 nucleotides. RefSeq lists its product as uncharacterized. The transcript is spliced from 4 exons. Lineage: Eukaryota; Viridiplantae; Streptophyta; Magnoliopsida; Poales; Poaceae. Bases 289 to 1095 code for a protein of 268 amino acids. The record is from RefSeq and is a predicted model, not a curated record.